CAAACUUCUCAGCUGUUGACAGGCUUGACUUGCUGAGAACACUGGUUAAAUAUAGCACACGCGAGCUCAGCUCCUCAACAAAGUCAUUGCUCUGACGGUGUUGUGAAGGGAGCAGAAGACGAGAAACCUAAUCUCAGAACCCAACAACACCUAGCAACAGUUGAAAAAACUUUUAAACAAAAGUCUGGGUGGGAGAUACACAGCAGCCUCCAAUUUCUGCUGAUCAGGAUUUCAGGGAGAAGAAGCUGCUUUCCCCCCUGCUCUCUACCCAGUUUCCUGCAUGACUUCAGCUAUUGGCCAGUCCUAGGAAAGAAAGUGGGAAAAGCUUUUUCCUCUGUAUUCUUUCGGGCUGGAUAGUUUUCCAGGACUCCAGUCUCAGGCUGUGGGACAAGCCACUGGGUUCUUCAAAGGAUACGCUACCUCCCUAAGGACGUACCCUUGGUUAGACAAGCUGCCAGUCAGGUGGGAAUGAGAUCCCAAAACCAGGGUGGAGAAAGUCCAUCCAAUGGGCAUGGCUCCUGCCCCAAGUCCUCCAUCAUCAGCAAUGUUGAUGGUAAAAGUCUCUCAGAAGAUACAAAAAAGAAGAACAAAUCAAAUAGAAAGGAGGAUGAUGUCAUGGCUUCAGGAACUGUCAAACGACACCUAAAACCAUCUGGAGACAGUGAACGAAAGAAUAAGAAAUCCUUGGAGUUGUCCAAAGAAGACCUCAUCCAGCUGCUCAGUAUAAUGGAAGGGGAGUUGCAGGCCAGAGAAGAUGUGAUCCACAUGCUGAAGACGGAGAAGACCAAGCCUGAGGUUCUGGAGGCUCAUUAUGGGUCUGCGGAGCCGGAGAAAGUGCUGCGAGUCCUGCACCGAGACGCCAUACUAGCCCAGGAGAAGUCUGUAGGGGAGGACGUGUACGAGAAACCCAUCUCAGAGCUGGACAGACUUGAGGAAAAACAGAAGGAAACCUACAGGCGCAUGCUAGAGCAGCUGCUGCUGGCGGAGAAGUGUCACCGGCGCACAGUGUAUGAGCUGGAGAACGAAAAGCACAAGCACACGGACUACAUGAACAAGAGCGAUGACUUCACCAAUCUGCUGGAGCAGGAGCGGGAGAGGUUGAAAAAACUCCUUGAACAAGAAAAGGCUUACCAAGCCCGCAAAGAAAAGGAAAACGCUAAGCGGCUCAACAAACUGAGAGAUGAGCUUGUGAAACUCAAGUCCUUUGCACUCAUGCUGGUGGAUGAAAGGCAAAUGCAUAUCGAGCAACUUGGCCUACAAAGCCAGAAAGUACAGGACCUGACUCAGAAGCUGAGGGAAGAAGAAGAAAAGCUCAAAGCCAUUACUUCCAAAUCCAAAGAAGACAGACAGAAAUUGCUCAAGUUGGAAGUUGAUUUUGAACACAAGGCUUCAAGGUUUUCCCAGGAGCAUGAAGAGAUGAACGCAAAGUUGGUCAAUCAGGAAUCUCACAACAGGCAACUCAGACUCAAGGUGGUGGGUCUGACCCAAAGAAUCGAGGAGCUGGAAGAGACCAACAGAAAUCUGCAGAAGGCAGAGGAAGAGCUUCAGGAACUCAGAGAUAAAAUCGCCAAAGGGGAAUGUGGCAACUCCACCCUCAUGGCGGAAGUGGAAAAUCUACGGAAGCGUGUCCUUGAGAUGGAGGGUAAGGAUGAGGAGAUUACGAAAACUGAAUCCCAGUGCAGGGAACUGAGAAAGAAGCUGCAGGAGGAAGAACACCACAGCCGUGAGCUCAAACUUGAGGUUGAGAAGUUACAGAAGAGAAUGUCUGAACUGGAGAAACUGGAAGAAGCCUUUAGCAAGAGUAAAUCUGAGUGUACCCAGCUGCAUUUAAAUCUGGAGAAAGAAAAGAACUUAACCAAGGACCUGCUCAAUGAACUGGAGGUGGUCAAGAGUCGGGUUAAAGAGCUAGAAUGUUCAGAAAGUAGACUGGAAAAGGCUGAAUUAAGCCUAAAAGAUGAUCUCACCAAGCUGAAGUCAUUUACUGUCAUGCUGGUGGAUGAAAGGAAAAAUAUGAUGGAAAAAAUAAAGCAAGAAGAAAGAAAAGUGGAUGGACUCAAUAAAAAUUUUAAGGUGGAACAAGGAAAGGUUAUGGAUGUAACUGAAAAACUCAUUGAAGAAAGUAAGAAGCUUUUAAAACUGAAAUCUGAAAUGGAGGAAAAGGUAUACAAUUUGACAAAAGAGAGAGAUGAGUUACUAGGGAAACUGAAAAGUGAAGAAGAAAAAUCCUCUGAAUUGAGCUGCAGUGUUGACUUAUUAAAGAAAAGACUUGAUGGGAUAGAGGAAGUGGAAAGAGAAAUAACAAGAGGUCGGUCUCGAAAAGGCCCUGAACUCACCUGCCCAGAAGAUAACAAAAUUAAGGAACUAACCCUCGAAAUUGAGAGACUGAAGAAGCGUCUCCAGCAACUGGAGGUGGUUGAAGGAGAUUUGAUGAAGACAGAGGAUGAGUACGAUCAGCUGGAGCAGAAAUUUAGAACCGAGCAGGACAAGGCAAACUUCCUGUCUCAACAACUGGAGGAGAUAAAACACCAAAUGGCCAAGAACAAAGCCAUAGAGAAAGGUGAGGCUGUGAGCCAGGAAGCUGAGCUGAGACACAGAUUUCGGCUGGAAGAAGCCAAGAGCCGGGACUUAAAAGCCGAAGUGCAAGCUCUUAAAGAGAAGAUCCAUGAAUUAAUGAACAAGGAAGAUCAGCUUUCUCAGCUCCAGGUGGAUUAUUCCGUCCUUCAACAAAGGUUUAUGGAAGAAGAAAAUAAGAACAAAAACAUGGGGCAGGAGGUCCUGCAUCUGACCAAAGAACUGGAGCUUUCCAAGCGUUACAGCCGUGCCCUUAGACCCAGUGUGAACGGCAGGAGGAUGGUGGACAUUCCCGUGACAUCCACGGGAGUCCAGACAGAUGCUGUCAGCAGCGAGGCUGCAGAGGAGGAGACACCAGCCGUGUUUAUUCGGAAAUCCUUCCAAGAGGAAAAUCACAUCAUGAGUAACCUUCGACAGGUGGGACUAAAGAAACCCAUGGAACGUUCCUCGGUUCUCGACAGGUAUCCGCCAGCGGCCAACGAGCUCACCAUGCGGAAGUCUUGGAUUCCGUGGAUGAGAAAAAGAGAAAAUGGACCCCCAAUGACUCCAGAGAAAGGACCGCGAACAAACCCCAGUCCAGGGCACCCGGGAGAGCUGGUUCUUUCACCCAAGCAGGGCCAGCCCUUGCACAUCCGAGUGACCCCAGACCACGAGAACAGCACCGCAACCUUGGAGAUAACAAGCCCCACGGCGGAAGAAUUUUUUUCUAGUACCACCGUCAUUCCUACCUUAGGGAAUCAGAAACCGAGGAUAACCAUUAUUCCAUCACCCAAUGUCAUGUCUCAAAAACAAAAAAGUGGAGAUGCUACUCUCGGCACAGAGCGAGACACGUCCCCUGUCACAAUUACUACGUUUUCCAGAGAGAAAGCCCCGGAAAGUGGAAGAGGGGCGUUUGCAGACAGGCCCACAUCCCCCAUCCAAAUCAUGACGGUGUCCACAGCCGCGGCCCCAGCUGAGAUCAUCCCUCCGGAACCCCAGGAAAUGCCCAUGGGAAGGACUGUCCUCAAAGUCACCCCAGAGAAGCAGACUGUUCCAGCUCCAGUCCGGAAGUAUAACUCCAAUGCCAACAUCAUAACCACGGAAGACAAUAAAAUUCAUAUUCAUUUGGGUUCUCAGUUUAAGCGCUCCCCUGGGACGUCAGCUGAAGGAGCAAGUCCAGUGAUUACCGUCCGACCUGUCAGCGUGACAGCUGAAAAGGAGGUGGCCACUGGCACGGUCCUUCGCUCUCCCAGGAACCAUCUGUCCUCACGCCCGGGCGCCAGCAAAGUGACCAGCACCAUCACCAUCACACCAGUCACAACCUCGUCCGCCCGAGGAACCCAGUCAGUGUCUGGACCAGACGGGUCAUCCCAGCGACCUACCCCUACCCGCAUUCCUAUGUCAAAAGAAAGCAUCAUCAUCCACCAGUUACGCAUGAGCUCCAGAUGAAACGGUAAACCCAGCACACACUGAGUGUGGGUACUUCCUCUGAACCUCUGUCGGAUGGAUAGUAUUUCUACAGCCCUUCAGCAUCACUAAGGUUCUCCAUGCUACUGAUUGAUCACUACUGGAAAUAAUUUUAUACUUCCAGUGAAAUUUUUUUUUGAGAGUAUAAAUGUAAAAACUGAAAAUGCUGUUGCUGGUAAUAUAAAACUAGGUAGCGAGAGCAAUUCAAUCUUUACGUCAAAAGAAAUUUCCCUUCCUUUUGCGAAGCUUUCAGGUCCAUGGGCACAUGCUAUGUAAUUUAUUUUUAUAAUUCACUUUGUAAUGUGAUUUUUUUUUUCCUCAAGCGUUUCCUUUUUCCUAGUCCCUGGCACAUACAUUUGUAGAAUACACUGUCGGUUCCUCAAAGUAUUAGUAUUGGUGCAUUCAAAAUGGUAACCUAGACUGAUUUUAUUACUUUGUUAUUUCUGAAAAAAAGGAAAAGAAAAUACAACAUUCUCUGUAUUUCCUUGGGUAAAUUCAAGAGGUAAAAACAAAGCAGGAGAUUCUGGAAAAAGUGUGAUUAUUGCCUGUACAAAGCUGUGGUUCUGAUCAUGGUUCGACACUAACAAAUUCAAAUAAUGCUCUGAUUUAAGAGUUUAAUUUUAAAUACUUAAACCAGUUUUUAAAGUUGCUCUUUCUGGUGUUCUGUGCCGAAAAUCUGGGAUGAACUGUUUUUCAUAUGGAAUAAAUUAAUAGGAGGAGCUGUAUAUGUUUAACCAGUAAGCAUUGUAGGAACAGCUUCUAUUGACAGUUCAAUUAUAUUUCUGUUUGCGUUAUUUACUUUAUGUACAGGACCUAUAAUAAGGAUUGUGACAUCAGGAUAUUUUUUUUCACAAUCUACCCAAAUGAAAGCCUGAAAAUAAAAACUGAUCUAGAUAAUAUCAGCAUCUUUUUUGAAAAAAUGA
Messenger RNA from Phacochoerus africanus (Common warthog), 4940 nucleotides. It is a transcript of the gene FILIP1, whose product is annotated as filamin A interacting protein 1. The record is from RefSeq and is a predicted model, not a curated record. NCBI's taxonomy places the organism in Eukaryota, Metazoa, Chordata, Mammalia, Artiodactyla, Suidae. Bases 469 to 3999 code for a protein of 1176 amino acids. The transcript is spliced from 7 exons.